Messenger RNA from Dunckerocampus dactyliophorus (ringed pipefish), 8626 nucleotides. Its product is annotated as E3 ubiquitin/ISG15 ligase TRIM25. The transcript has 7 exons. The record is from RefSeq and is a predicted model, not a curated record. The coding region runs from base 44 to 2260 and encodes 738 amino acids. Gene Ontology annotation, molecular function: protein binding; zinc ion binding; 2-oxoglutarate-dependent dioxygenase activity. NCBI's taxonomy places the organism in Eukaryota, Metazoa, Chordata, Actinopteri, Syngnathiformes, Syngnathidae.
UGUCAUCGCUGAAGUAGUGGACCACCAUAACACAGCCGUUAACAUGGGGGCAUCGCUGGAUACUCCGACAAAGUGUCCUCUUUGCAGCGAGCUGACGCGGGAGCCCGUCACCCUUAAGUGUCACCACCGUUUCUGCCAGCGAUGUAUUGGCGACUUAUGGAGUAUUUGCCCAGCUGGGCCUUUCCGCUGUCCCGAAUGGAGGUGCAAAACAAGCUACAACACACUUCCCUUUGACAGCAGUUUGUUAUGGCCGCCAAACACCAGUAGAAGGGCUUCGAAUCCCAGCAGUCCCGGCACAUCCAGCAAAGCUCCAAACACAUCCGACUCCCCAUUGACGAGGCCUUCACUAGCCAGCCGACUGCUAGGCAAAAGAAAGGCCAGCACACCUGUUCCAGAGCAACCCGACACAAAGCGACCAGCUACCUGUGACAGAUCAGAUGACAUCCAGACUGCAGUAAAUUCUGCGUCAGACACAGCAGGAGAUCUCCACGGUGUGGAGGCAACCAGCAACGGGGUGAACUCUGAAUCCAAACAGUCUGGGAGUGAUGACACGGGUGACAGUGUCAUGCAGCACACGAGUGACGUGUCACAAGGCAGCCCCCACCAACACGAAGCAGCAGAAUGGGUCGAUACCGAUGACCCAAGUGAUUGCUGCACUGAAGUAGAAUCAUGUGAUGCCCCCCUUCUUGCAAAUCCCCAAGUGACAGAAAAUCACGCCUUGCCGAGAAAACCCACCUCACCUGCCAACAAGUCAUUUCCCACAGCCUCAAUUUCACAGAAAUCAGUGUCUCCUGUCAGCAAGUCAGCACCUCAUAUGUCCCCCAAGAAUGCGGCGGAAACCUCAGGGUCACCGAGCAGGAUUGGCAUAUUCUCCAAGCCCGAGAGCAGAAAUAACAGCCCAGUGCAGUGCCAUUAUUGCCCUAAAACCGUGCAACGGUUGGCCGUGAAGACCUGUCUGGUAUGCGGGGCUUCCAUGUGCACGGAGCAUCUGCGUCCCCACAUGGAGUCCCCCGUGUUUCAAAGCCACUCCCUGGUUCCACCCACGGUGGACAUUUCGCUUUGGAGGUGCCAGGAGCACCAGGAGAUCAACCGCAUCUACUGUCGACAGUGUGCCGCGUGCGUGUGCACGGUGUGCACCGUCAUUGGCUCCCACCGCAACCACGUCUGCAUCAGCAUCAGGGAUGCAGAGCGAGAGCUCAGGGGUAAUCUGAUAGAAGAGAUCAAACAGCUGCAGGUGACCGAACAACAAGUCAGAGAGAGAGUGACUGAAUUCACUCAGAUGAAGGAAAAGUUCAAAGCCCUUUUGAGUGAUUCGCGAGCAGGAGUGCAGCAGCAGUACACCGCCAUCAUAGAGGCCCUGCAGCAGGAGGAGCAAUCGGCUCUCCAGUGUGUGGAGAAGGAGGAGAGCAGAGUGGUGGGAGGUUUGGAGGAGAAACUGGGCCACCUUCAGAACUCCCUACAGUCCAUCCAGCAAGGUCUCCACACCUUGGAGGCACUGGCUGAUGAUGGUAAGGAGGGAAAACUCAUCAAGGACCAGGCCUUCAUUUUGGAAUACAGCAAGGUUGAACAACUUGAUGUGGCGAGUUGUAUGGAUCAGCUGGACGCUCCAGAGGAGGUGGACGAAGCUCGACUGAAAUGUCUUCAGACGUGGACCGAGAAACGUCUUGACAAGGUGGUCAUCACUGACCCAAGCAAGGACAAAGAGCUCUACAAGCUGCUUUAUGGCACCAUGCCCACCUUGGACGCAGACACAGCCCAUCCCAAGCUGCAGCUGUCUGAUAGCAACAGGAGGGUGACUUACACUGAUGCCCAGCAGGUCUACACAGAGCAAGAGUCUCGUUUCAGUGCCUUCCCACAGGUGCUGGCCUGCCACGCCCUGGAAGGAGGCCGCUGCUACUGGGAGGUGGACGUGUCUGUGGACGAAGGCCGCUGGAAGGUGGGACUCUGUGAGGGUCGUAUGGAGAGGAAAGGUCAAAGGGACAGCUCAUGUUUGGGCUUCAACCUGUCGUCGUGGUGCCUGGCGUGCGACAGGAGGAAGCUACAAGUGCUGCACAACAAGGCGCCCAUUCCUGUGACCGCAGACAGGCUCCAGCGGGUAGGCGUGUUCCUUGACUUUGAGGAGGGAAUUCUGACGUUCUUUAAUGCGACACCAGGGGGCAGUCUUGCUCCAAUGCAUUCCUAUAAGCACAAGUUUACUGGGCCGCUUUACCCAGCAUUUUCUGUGUCCAAAACACAGCUGGCCAUCAGUCAUCUAUUUUAACCGCGAUCCAGCAUACACUGGAAUUUUCCAUAAUUAUCAACUAAAUGACAACUAAACCGGCACUGUGUCUUUAUUUAUAAGUCAUUGGUGCUGCUGUUUCAUUCUUGCAAAUUCUGUGCUGUGGUGUUCUUUGUGGUAAUUUUAUAGAACUACAGCGUCAGAAUUUUACCUUUUUGUAUUUCAUCUUUUUAUAUCUUUCAACAUGAUUUCCCAUUUUUAUGGGAAAUCAUGUGUGUAAUAAUAAUGUUAUGAACAAUUAUCCAUUUAUUCCUCAUGCCAGGCUUGUCUUUCUCCACAAGAAAGUAAAUAAUCCAAAGAAUUGUACAACUUCUUAUGGUGAACAUUCUCUUCUUGUUUUGUUCAGGUUGUGUUUGUCCUCAGCAGGUUAAAGUGGGUGUGCUAACUGUGAACUCUUACUCGCCCGCACAGCAUGUGAGAUUUGCUGACAACAAAUAAACACCACCCAAAAGUGAAAUGUGCCUGACAGCUGGACUUUGUUUGAGGUACUAACUAGAGCAGGUGUGCUCACAUUUUUUCAGCCUGCGAGCUACCUUUUCAAAAUGACCCAAAGAUCUUCAUAUACAGUCAAACCUGUCUUAGCGGCCACCUGUAUAGAACGGCCACCUGCCUAUAGCAGCCACUGAAAAAAUACCCCGCAGGAAAUUUACUUGUUCUAGGCCCUGUGUAUAGCGGUCACCUGUCUAACGCGGCCAGCGGCCACCCAUUUUGUCUCCCUUGGUCAAUAUCUGAUCGCAUAUAACGGCCAAAAUGCCGAUUCAAGCAGAAGCUUCACGCAUGAAAAAGAUUCUUUUUUUAAGCAAUGAAGCCGUCAUGUGUAGACUUUAAUUCAAGAUUCAAGAGUUUUAUUGUCAUGUGCAUGGUAAAACAGCAGUUAUACCAUGCAAUGAAAAUCUUAUUCUGUUCAUUCUCCCAAGAAAAGAAAGAAAACACAAGAAAGAAUAAGAACAUAAGAAACAUAAACAUAUAUACCAAUAAAUUAAGCAACAACAACAGAAGAGACAUUAAUACAAGCAAAUAAUACAAAUAAAUAAUUACUGCUCAGUCACAAUCAGUCACAAGAUCCACACAAACUGUCAGUUCUUUGACAUAAAAAAAGCCGUCUUCUUUGGAGCUUGUUGCAGACAGUGACACUGUUUAUUUCCUGGUGUGAGACAAUGUGCACUGGUCAAUACUGUAAUGCCCCUUGUUGUGGGGAAGGAGAGACUCACGUCGCCGAUGCACUUGAAUCACUUUAUUAACAGCGGUUUAUUAACCUAGCAGUUCUUUACAACUUUUAUCCGCAGUCCAACAGUGCCCUCUACUGGUCUACAUGUAACAGUGUACAGUAAUUAUAUGUAUCUGCAAACACAACAAGCUUCUCAUGACAGACAUGUUAAUAUGUGUGCGCACAAAUUCAAAAUGGCCACCAACCUGUCUAUAACGGCCACCUGCCUGUAGCGGCCACUUUUGCCAUUUCCCUUUAGUGGCUGCUAUAGACAGGUUUGACUGUAUAUACUUAGUAUAUUUACACUUUCAGCAACUGUACAGCAGAGGGCGCUAAAGUCAAAGCAACUGUCUGACCCACAGACGGCUCUUCUAAAAUCUACUUCUGGUCAAUUUCUGUCUGGUCACAGACUUGUCAUCGUGUAUAAACCGCAUCCCGAUUUUUGGCGUCUUACCGGUGGGAAAAAAAGCGCGGUUUACACCGUGAUUUACGAUAUAUUGUGUAAUAGGAGUGUAAAGGUGACUAUAGGGGUGUUAUUUCAUGUCGAAAGGGCUCUAAUAAUGUUUAAAAAAAGGCGUAUUUAGAAGGUCAUAAACAGGGUUUUCAUGCUCUUAUCUGCAAAUUUUGUGGAAAUUCACUUAUCACAGUCGGCUGUGGAACCAGUUAAUCGUGAUAAACGAAGAAGGUAUUUAUAAAUUCUUAUCGACUUAUGAUGAAUGAGAUGGGUUUUUUUGUGGGAAAAAAAGCGUAGUUUCAGAGAAAAAAUUAAAAAAUCAUAACAGGGUGCAUGCGGGGUCUUAAAAAGUCUAAAAUCCCACAAUUUCAAUUCAGUGUGGUAAAAUGUCUAAAAUUCCUUAAGAUCUCAACAUGUCUGAAAUACAAGUUCAACCUUAUUUUGACUUAAAAGAAAUGCAUACAAUUCAGUCCACUUUUAAAUGUUUGGAUUUUUGAGGACGCUGUCACUACAAAAUGGAAGCACCUGUGGUGCGUUAAUGCAGAUCUCAGCAGCAGAGAAAAGGUAACGAAAGCUGUUUGUACUUCCUUGCCAGUACGGAUGUGAAAUGGGUCUUACAUUGUCUUCAUUACGGUCUUAAAACUUGAAUUACGGUCUGUUGAAAUCUGCAGAGACCCAGAAUACUUUACUUUCCCAAAAAUCUCACUUCCAUGUUUAUUUAAAAAGCUACGAAGUCGCCUAACAUGGAUUAAUCUCAUGUUAGAUUAAUCGUGUCAUGCAGGAAAAGAAAGUUUGUAGGUGAGAUUUAUGAGAGUUCUGGCUAUUGUUACCUGCAAACUCAAGUUAUCUUCAAAAUAUGGCGCCUUAACGUUGCUUUUGAUCGCGAGUGAAAGCGUAGGAACAUAAGAGGCACAGAUUGCUUUUGCCAUUGCAAUUUGCAUUAUUCUGGAAAAAUCUGCCCUGAGUCAACCCGUCACUUUUUUGCCUCCAUCACAUAAAUCACCUUUAAGACUAUUUCAUUUUAAGUUACGGGCAUUUAAUAUAUUGCCAACCUGCAUGUGUCUCCUUUUUAUUAUCAAGAUAUCAAAUCAUUGGUGCCUCUCAGUGCACACAGAGGGUUAACUUCAUUUCUCCGAGAGCCAUUGUGCAUUGCAGGCACAUGCUUCCAUUAAAAUGCUUUCAGUUGAGCCAACAACAAAAUGUCUCAUGAAUGCAGCCAGGAACGUGAGACAUGAAGUAAUUGGAUAUAUGCUAAUUGGGUUGUGUGCUCAUUAGAGGCUAUACAGUCAUUAGCAACAGGACAACAUUCUCCUCUGGAGUUGGUUAUCGGAAUAUCCUUUGGCCCCCUCAUCACCAGGGAGCUGCCACCGCUUAGAUUAGGCUUGUCAGCAUUUUUAUUCACAGUAGCAUUCAAAAUUGAUUUUAUUUAGGUGUUUUUUAAAUCCUUGUAAAACAGUAAUCCCCCAUUUAUCACAGUUAAUUGGUUCCAGAAUAUAGAAAAGCUGUUUACGACCUUAUUAUUAGAGCCCUCUAGACAUGAAAUAACAGCCCUAUAGUCACCUUAACACUCCUGUUACCCAACAUGGUAGACAUAAUAAGACUUGUGCUUGAGUGGGGGGCUGACAGGAAGUGACGUCGGGGGUUCAGAGUUGAGUUUUAGCUUGGCGUAACUGUAGCCGGUGUCAGGGAUUGUUGUGAGAUAACUCAAACCUGCAAUAAAAGCCUGUUUUUCCGGCGCUCAAGUCUUGUGUUGUGUUUCAACAUUGCAGUGACAUUACUGACCCCUAGUGACAAGUGUAGAAUACUACAUAUUUUCACAACAUCUUUGAAAGUAUCUUCUGAAUGUCUUAUAUUUGUAUUUUAGUUCAGUCAGCCAUUUUUAUGCUUGAAAAUGCUUAAUUUAGGCAAUAAAAUGUGUACAUUUUGUUUGAAUAUUGCAUAUUUGUUGACUAAUAGGUUGUAUUGAACCAUGAAAGAGCAUGAAUAAUAUAUUUUUUUGAAAAACCAUAAUAUAGAAAAGCUGCAUAGUUCGAAGCGUGACCUGUUGAUGUUAGUUUCAGUUGAAUCUCAGGUCAGAAGGAAAUACGAGGCCUGCGUCUCUUUGCGAUUGCGAUUGCAAUUUGAGAAAAGCCGGUAGCAAGUGUGCCCGGGGGUGGGUACCAUCUCCCCGCACGGGGUAGUCGUGCCUUGUGGCAAUAUCUUGUGUUGGCAUGGCAACAGCCGGUGAGCUCAGGUGAGCGGGGAGCCUCACGUGUGUGACCCGAGUCACCUGCCAGGCUUGGCACAGCUGAUGGAAAUGUGAGACGGCGUUAGACAUGGGUCUUAUUUUUGCUUCGUCUUUUUGAUUGGCAUGGCUGUUCCAUUACUCCUCUGGGUCCCACCUGGCAAAUAUGUUUAUUUUGGAUUCAGCUCAUGACUUCCAGCCGGUAUGCUGUCUUUCCAAAUCUUAUCUUUGUCUCACCUGCUUUUGUCUGCCACGUGUCUUCUUUACCAAUUCUCAGGCCAGUGUCUCCUAUGCAUUCAUUUACUUGUGGCGGCCCGCCCUUAAUAUGUUUUGGUACGACCUGUUAGAUGGCGGUGUGCACUGUAACUCCACGUCGAAUUCCCACACGUACGCAUUAAAGGUGAUAGACAGGAAGUGUUUUGUUUCUCAUGUAUUUACUCAGCAGUCAAAUACAUGCGGGAAGCGUGCAGAACAAUUCCACAAGCCUUUGACUAGCGGGAGACAUGACUAGCAGUACCGCUAAGUAGGCCUGUCAUGGUAAUCGAUGAAUCUAAAAAUAAAAAAACAGGUCGAUAAUUAUGACGCCCCUAUAAAUUGACAUGUGCAUAUAUGCGUGUGUUUUUAUUUGGUCAUCUCGCUGUGCCACACAGGCUGGAUGACAAGAGGGUUCACUCCGCACCUGUCUGUGUGCAUUGGUUCUAUAGUGGAAUGAACAGCGAGAGUGGGCCCUCAUCUCAUUCAGCCUUUUGUGGAGGCGGGGCUGCCAGUGAGUGGGGAAAAAUGAUCUCAAAAAAUGUCGUUGAUAAUUUGCUGCACAAUUAUUGACCAGCAAAAUAUGUUAUGGUGACAGGUAUAGUGCUAAGAAAACCAAACCUGGAGACACUCUUGCGUCGUUUGAUAACAGUUUGCCUCCUGUGGGAAAUACGCCGACCAAGGGGUGUCCAAAGGGCAUUUGCAGAUGACAGCUUAUUUUUUGUCUGUGCCCUGUCGCGUUGUUAAAAAAAUAAAUAAAAUGCAACAAUGAAAAUUGACAAUAAAGAGCAAAAAACCCACAGUGUAAUGAGAAAAAGAUGAAACGUUAAUACUAAUAAGUAAUAACUCAAAAAUGUCCUUCAAUAUACAGUGAUGCCUCAAUUGUUGAUCGAAACGUCCAACCAUUCAUGAAUCAUUUUCAGGCUUUAAAAAAUCUUAACAAAAAAUGUAUUUUCAUCCAUCCAACUAUCUUCUGUGACGCUUGUCGUCACUAGGUUCGCACGGGUAUGCUGGAGCCUAUCCCAGCUGACUUGGGGCGACAGGCGGGGUACACCCUGGACUGGUGUCCAGCCAAUGGCAGGGCACAUAUAGACAAACACUCACAUUCAUACCUAUGGACCAUUUAGAGUCUCCAAUGAAGCUAACAUGCAUGUUUUUGCAAUGUGGGAGGAAACCGGAGUACCCAGGGAAAACCCACGCACGGACACAGAUCCCCAAACGAAGAUGCAAACCCAGAUCUUCCAGAUCUCCUGACUGUGUGGCCAACACGCUAACCACAGGGCCACCGUGCGGACCCAAAAAUGUAUUUCAUCAGAAAUAAUUUUAUUUUACAUGCAGAAAACAAUGUCAAAUAAUUAUAAAUGAUGAGUGACAUAGAUAAAUGAACAUUUAAUAUUACUUUUUCCAUUACUGAAGAUUGGGUGUUGGCUGUGUGAUCCAAGAUGGCUGAUUAAACGAGCAAUGUCCGUCCACAUGUUUAUUAAUACCACAAGGUUCAACGUGCCAAAGGGUAAAACAAAGCCACGAGAGAACGCGUCACUAUCUAUUUCAACACCAUUGUGAGCUAUGGUGCCUGUCAACAGGACCGCCUGCACCCCCACCACCUCACAGGCACACAGAAACGUCGUCCUCAUUUGUCACCUAUCAGCAUGUUUGCCUUCCAACAAGGCGCCUGUUCUAUUCCCCCGCCGCUUUCGUGUGAGUUUUUCAUUGUCUCAUUUCCUACCACGUGCACACGGUCGGAAUGUCUUGCGAUAUUUGACACUUUCCGCCCAGACAGACAAAGACUCAUCUUCACAGUACAUCUUAACUGAGAGGACGACGCAGAGUCGGCGUCUUUCUCGAGGACGCGAUCAGCGGAGGCAUGCUGCCUCAGUCUGAGAAGAUGAGUCAGAUGUAUUGGAUGCUCUCCUCCUAAGGGCACACUGCAUAUGCUUGACUGCACACCAGUACAUGGACACAGCAGUACAUGUAUGCUGCAUAUUUUACCUGUAUUUAUCAAUGAUUACCUCGUUGGGUGCGUGUACAACGGAGUAGUAGGGCCACAUCGGAAAAAAAAACUGAGAUUUUGAGAAUUAAGUUGUAAAUUUAUGAGAAUAACAAAAGUCAUAAUAUUACCUUUGCCCGAGGCCAAAGUUUCUCGUAAAUUUCCGGCUUUUUUCUCGUAUCUUUAAGACUUUUUUUUAACGUAAAUUUAAGAUUUUUUUUCUC